ACCAUAGACUUACCGAGUGCUGCUAGUGCUGAGGCGGCGUUUACGUUUCAGCACACCUUUGCUAGUUCAGCUUCAGCGAACAACACAACAUGAAAAUGCCACCGUAAACAACAUGUUCCCUGAGAUCAAAUCUUCAAGGUAUUGGAAUGGCAGUAGCACGAAUGCCAAGAGUAGGGUUUAUCUCUAAACACUGUUCGUACUCUAACCUUUUCAAGGGUUUUAUCUUGUUGGCUAUUACGGUAGCGGGUAUGGUGGUGCUAUACAAUGGCGGCUACGGUUCGUCAUCUGGGGCUUAUGAAUUGGAUAUUCAUUCGUCAUUCAACGGAGGUGAACAAUCCCACAAAACUACCAAGAAGCAGCACAACAUAUCCGAAGAACGGACGCAGAAAAGGAUCAACCAUGCCGUACAUAAGCUCACGCAGACGGGGACAGGUUCACGGGUCCGGAAUUUGUUAGAUGAAUCGGACGAAGACUGGUGGAUGAACAAAAGUGACACUGCUCAACAUCAUCAGCAGAGUAUGAGUGUAUACAAGAUGGCCCCAGCUGAAGCCCAAAUUAGAUCGUCAUCAUAUCAAGAACCAGAAGAAGAGCAGAGUGAAUCAGCCACACGUGUUUUUAAGUCACUUCUAACAUUUCCUUCCUCCAUACUUCAAACACCCCGUCUUUAUUUACCUGCGAUGCAACAUUAUCAAGAACCACAAACACAAACAGUGAGACCAACAGUUCAAAUGAACAGCACUCGCUCCCUUGUGGUCGACCAUUUUGCCACAACAUCUUGUAAUAAAUCCUGCCGUUGGUGGCGUGAGCAAACCAACCGACAACGUCGUGUUCAGGAGACUUGCUCCGACCUGAGAAACGUACAGUCAAGUCCUUCUGUAAACUUCAACCUGAACCCAGUAUCUCUUCACUCUCUCUCCCACCUCUUAGUCCUUGAUAAACAAAAGCUAAUCUACUGCUACAUCCCAAAGGUUGGGUGCACCAACUGGAAGCGGAUAUUCCUCGUUGCCAAAGGGCUUUACCCCUCUGCCAAAGAGAUCGAACAAAGAACGGCCCAUACGCAAACGGAUAAGCACAUGCGUCUCUUAAGCUCAUAUCCCAUCACCGAAGCAAAACGCAUGCUGAAGGAAUACCAAACAUUCAUGUUCGCACGGCAUCCUUUUGAGCGAAUCGUCUCGGCUUACAUUGAUAAGUUUGAAAUGGACUACCCGAGCAGUACGAAGUUCAGGAGAGAGAUAGGUCCCAAAAUCAUGAGAUAUGGUGACGCGGCGGAUAGGAGGAACCCACGAAAGAUGAAAGACGGGACUUUGUUUGUGACUUUUCAGCAGUUUGUCCGGUUCGUCAGUGACCCUAGGAAUCGAGUUCUUGAACCGCACUGGGCGGAGAUGUACAGCGAGUGUCACCCUUGCAUGAUACAGUAUGACAUAAUAGGAAACUAUAGUACACUGAUCGAAGACGCAAAUGUAAUCAUCGAAUUGGCACGAUUGAACCAAGAGUACCCUGCCUCCACCAACCCCACCGGGAGCUCCGAGAGGAUGCUCCGUUAUUUCUCUCAGUUGACUUCUGCCGAAAUCCAGCAGCUUCGUAAACGAUACGCCAUCGAUUUUAGUUUAUUUGGAUACAGUGUACCCAACGGAAUAAAUGUCUGAGGUUUGAUGUACUACAUGCAAGAUAUGUGUUCAAGUGCCAUUUAAGUUAGCCACAAGGUCGGAACAGACAAAUGGGGAACAACAAAAUGGGAAACAGACAAAACAAGAAACAAAACAAAAUCAUUUAAUUUGAGUUAUGUCUGGUACCUUGACGCAGCUUCAUGUACCGUACAUUGUCAAAUCACAUCCAAUGUUGAAACUUAAUAAUUUUGUCAAACUAUGACAGAAGUGAUUUUGUUGUGAAGGCACUGCCAAGCUUGCAACAUCCAAUGUCUCUCAAACGGACAUCGGCUCAGCGUCUAUGAGUAUGCAUUUGCCUAUACAUGUACAUGUUUAAGGAAGGUUAACCGUUAGAAUGAUAGCACCUUAACAAUCGCAAUAUAUAAGUUCAACCGUUACCUUUAUGAAAGACUUAGGUCUAAACAGUAUUUGUUUAAAGCAAGUUUAAAAAACUAGCACCAUUCCUUUGUAAUAGUUAGUGAAAUCAUUAGCUUGUUGUUUCUGUCACUUUCAAAUUUGACGUUGUUUUCACGCCACAGUCUCUUUGAAAUAGUACAUUAAUUGGGAUGAGAUUUAUUAAUUUAUUUUGAAAUAAAAAUGAAUAAAACAGAAGAGACUGUUUGUUUGUCACUGUCAAACAUGACGUUGUUUCACGUCACUUUCAAAUAAUUUAUUUAAUUUGAGAUUGGGCUUUUCCAGUAUUUUGAAAAUAAAAGUUAUAAAAA
Messenger RNA from Asterias rubens (European starfish), 2371 nucleotides. RefSeq names its product carbohydrate sulfotransferase 11-like. Lineage: Eukaryota; Metazoa; Echinodermata; Asteroidea; Forcipulatida; Asteriidae. Gene Ontology annotation, biological process: carbohydrate biosynthetic process. The coding region runs from base 147 to 1646 and encodes 499 amino acids. The transcript has 3 exons. The record is from RefSeq and is a predicted model, not a curated record. Gene Ontology annotation, cellular component: membrane. Gene Ontology annotation, molecular function: sulfotransferase activity.